UUUAUUUUCCUAAAGUAUUGGCACAUUUGGUCUUAAUUAGCGACUUAAUUUGGUUAACUUCCUCUUAAGGGGUUUGUUAAGUUUGCAUAAAUAGUUUAUUCAUGAAAUAGACUCUUGGGUAUAUAUUACUCAAUAGGAAGAUCAUUGGAGUAGUGGCUGGCCACUCUGCUAGUUUAGGCUAUGAUAUGGUUGUAAUGAAAAUUAGCAAAUGGAUAGUGUUAUGUAGUUUUUGUCUCUUAAAAGGUGAAUUUGAUCAAGAAGAUGUAGGGAUUGCUUGUAAUAGAUUAUAGGGAUAAUCUUUUGAUGGUAAACUAGCACUCUGGAGUUUUGAUUGCUCAUGGAACCAUAUCUCAUGCCUUUCCUUUUGAGUAAACAGUGAUCUGAACUGAACUCUCCAUUAUUCUACUUGGUAAAGGAAACAAAUUAUCUAAAAUAUAUUUAUUCAUAUUUUGUUGUCAUAUGAAACACAAGUAAAAUCCUACGUUUGGGGUAUUCUAAGGAAAAUUCAGAUAUCGUUCACUGUGGUCCAAAGAAUUGUGGGGAAAAUGCUAAUGCACAAGAGAGAGAGUUGACGGGUAUAAUUUUAACCAUUGUCGAAAGGUAAGUUUAUAACUAGGCAUUUCAAUUGAUUGAUUUGUUUUAGAAGCUAACCCAAUAAAAAUAAGAGAAAGGUGAUUACAGAAUUAGACAAUUAUUACUUGGGGAUUUUACUUAUUGGGACUUAUUAAAUAUGCUUAUUACCUCUGCUCCCAGAGCACUCAUAGUAUGGAACAUAUGCUAUUGCUGAUGGCAAAGGAAUAGGUUGGGGAUGUUGUGGCUUUCUUGCAGAGAUAUAGAACAGAUGGCUGUUCUAGAUAUGGUGGGUGCAAUGGUAUGAAUUGCAAGGAUAGUAACUAGGUCUAUCAUUUGGUAAUCAUGUUUGGAGAAGGAGGAUGUAACGUCCAAUUCAUUGGAUUAUGAGCAAAUCCUGAAAAAUUUGAUAUGAACUCUAAUUUGACCUUGAAAAUUUGAGGGUUUUUUUUGGUUUUGUUUUUCUGAUCAUCAUUCAUUGUUAACCAAUUUAAGUUCUUGAUUGUCAGGAAACAAUAUAGUGUUGGUGUGUGGUUUUAUUAAGGUAUUAGGCUCAAAUUUUUGGUACCUCUGAUAUGAAUUUUUGAUUGUUUUGGAUUGAAAUUCAAAUUUAGACUUGUGUUGGAGGUUUCCCAUGCUAGUGAGUGUAGUUGGAGAAUAGGAAGCUUAAAGAGUUUUGGUAUAUGACAUAAAAUUUUGGCCUACUUCUUUGACUAUUAGGAUUAUUGGUAAAUCAGCUUUCUUAGAUACUGUGUGUUAAACCCAUUUUACAUAAGGAGCUGAAGAUAAGAUUUGAGGAUGGUUUGAAAAGUCGCCUAUCUUUGAUCUAUACUGAUGCAUGGUUGGUACUUGAUUUGAGAAUUGCUAGCUGGGUACUCUAAUAGGUUGAUGAACAGAAUUACUCAAUCUAUAAUUUAAAUUGUUUAAUCCUAAGUAAAUUUGAUGGAAGGUCCAUUCCUUAUCUUCUUCUGCCCUUCUAGGACCAAAAAACAUGUUUGGUUGGACUAAAUAAUAAGAUAUGUCUUGAGAAAACAUUUAGAAGACUUCUUUUUGGGGAUUGUUUAAUUAGUAUAUUUUUUGGAUAAAAUGCUAUAUUUGCUCCCCACAUGCACAGCAAAUUAUCCUUGUGAACAAACAGUGUCAGUUGCAAUCUACAAUAUAAAAUUAGAUGUUAGUUCUAAACAUGACUGUUUUCUUUUUUCGUUUUAAUGCUUUUUCUUUCUUUAAUAAUUCUUUCUCAUAAACUGUAGCUGCUGCUCUCUUUAUAUUUACAGCAGUAAUAAAUUCUUUUCUCUAGGCUUUAUUUUCACUGUUAUUGCUGCCUGAAACCUCUGCUAAAAGCCACAGUAGCCAUGCCUGUGGCCCUGCAACGACCAAUAUUAGAGUGAAAUUUUAAGGUAAAAAUUUUUAUAGUGAAAAGGAUUGUCAAGAAAGGGAAAUAAUAUGAAAGGGAAAGAAAGAGGAUGGUAUGGAGCAAUUCUGUUUUUAACAUGCUGGAAUGCCUUUACAAAAGGUCCAAGUUCUCUGUUUCAUAUGAACAGACUCAAAUCAUGUUCAUCAAUUUGUUUUGAACAGAAAAUAUUGGAAUUUUCUCUCUCAUUUCAUUUUUCUUUCCUAAAAUAAAAAAUGAAAAAGAGAAGGUUACAACAGUAAUGGAGAUUCUUCUGUCAGUCUCCAUAGGCUUUUGCUGACGUUUUUAAUUUGAGCCUGGUCCCAUGGUACUUGCAGGCAAGAUACCAGAAUACCCAUCAACCAUUUCUUGCCUAAGAUGCCCUCUUGCUGUCAAGCAUCACUAGUAAAUCAAGAAAUUAUGGUCUGAAUUCUGUCCAAUUACUAAAAGAACCUUAAAUCCCCCAGUUGAAGAAUCCAUUCUUUUUUAUAUUCCAACCUAGGAAUCACUGGUUGUCACUUUUAGUUGAUGAGGACCAUCCUACUUUGCAUGUUGAACUAGAUUUUAUUGAUGUAGCAGUGCAUCAUGUUUGACAUUUGUUAACUGUUGCUUGAAAAAACGUAAAACAAUCUAGACAUUCAGCAUAACACGACUCUUUUUAUAUUUCCUAGCACACAUCUUGUAGACCUGUUGCUGCUUUGUUUUAAUUUCGUAUUUUUAUUUUUGAUAUAACUGGGUGCUUUUGAAGUCAUAUAUAGUAGAUGACUUCGAGAAAAGUAGUGAGAAAGGAUUUAGCGUCUUUAGACCUUAAUUUAUGAAGAUAUAGUCCUAAUAUCUGGAUGAAUUAAAGAAACAUGUCUGUAUGCAAUUAGUUUGAAUUUAAGAUUUAGUUGAGUGGAGUGGUCUUAUUUUUAAUUUUCUAAUCCGUUGUUACUUAGAAACUAGCUUCUACAUGUACAUUGAUGUAUAAGUUGAAGGUAAAUAUUUUUCCUUAAUGGUGGGGAAAGAAGUAUUUCACAGAAGAGAGAGAGGCAGCUGAAGCCUGAUGCAACGUAAAUAUAGUUGAAGGAUGAGGGUAGAGCAGUAAUAGAAACACCACCCUAACUGCUCAUUUAAGGCCGGUAAUAGAAGGGUAACAAACGUAGUUUGCCAAAACAGGGAAAAAUCCAAAAAUAUUCAAAAACCCUAGACUGUCCUCAACUAGUAUUUAUAACACCCAUGAGGCCCCUUUCGGAACAGUACACCAGAUCAGCCUCUGCUUCUCUCUGCAUUGUGUACUUUUGUCCCUAAGAAUAUAGAGAAAAAAGAAAACUAUGAUUCUACCUUCUUUCUACAUUCCUAAUUUUUGAGAGAGAGAGAGAGAGAGAGAGAGAGAGAGAGAGAGAUGAGAGGUAGAUCAUCUAAGCAAGAAACCAGAGAAGGAAUGGAAAUAGAUAAACUUAAUAAGCUGAAAGAGGAACCUCAUCUAUCUGGUGCUUAUAUUCGUAGUCUAGUCAAACAAUUAACCUCUUCAAGAACCAAAGAUCCCAUGAAUUCCAAAGACCGCAGUUGUGUUGAUGAUGAUAGUUUUUCUGGCCAAAAUAUGGCCAAAUUUGGUGAAGGUGUAAGUGAAAACCAACAAACCCAGCAACCUCAACAGCCUCAACAACAACAUAGGAAACAGGUGAGGAGGAGACUCCACACCAGUAGGCCUUACCAAGAAAGGCUUCUUAAUAUGGCUGAAGCUAGAAGAGAGAUUGUUGCCGCCCUUAAGUUCCAUAGGGCUUCCAUGAAACAAGCCAAUGAACAACAACAGCAGCAUCAUCAACAACAAGAGCAGCAGCAGCAGCAGCACCAACAACAAUCACUGUCAGUGCAACUUUCACCCCCUCCAUGUUUUGAACAAGAAGGAAAGAUGAAAUCUAGGAGGAAUCCAAGAAUAUAUCCAUCAAAUACUGCCAAUUUCUCUAAUUAUCUAGACAGUGUUUCUUGCACUUCCUUCUCUCAUGCACCACCUCCUCCUUCUGCUUCCCCUCCUCCAUAUCCUUUUUGUUGGCCUACUCCUCCAGUUCUUCCUUCAACUAUCAAUGAAAAUCUCAAUUUCCCUCUUCCGAACCAAACCUUAGGCCUAAAUCUCAAUUUUCAAGAUUUUAAUGACUUAGACACCUCUCUUUACCACAACAGCAACAACCCAUCAUCGGUGUACUCAUCAUCCUCUCCUUCAUCAUUCUCGUCGCCUUCACCUUCUUUUUCCAUUGCCACUGAAGAUGUUCCUUCAGUUGCAAAAUCACAAGAAGGGAUGCCACCUGCAAUAUGUGACUUAACUGAAUCUUAUGGUGGAGGAGGAUUGCACCAAGUGGUAGAUGAUGAGGAGAUGGCAGAGAUGAGAUCAAUAGGAGAACAGCAUCAGAUGGAAUGGAAUGAUACUAUGAAUUUGGUCAAAUCAGCAUGGUGGUUCAAGUUCUUGAAAACCAUGGAUUCUGGUCAUGAAGUGAAGACAGAGGAUGAUGGUUACCAACCAUUUGAUGAAGUUAUGGAAUUCCCUUCCUGGUUGAACGCAAAUGAUGCAUGUUUGCAGCAACAUUUUGAUGAUUACAGCACCGAAGAUUAUUACCAUGAUCCUUCCCUGCGUUGCAUGGACAUUGGAGAAAUUGAAGGCAUGGGUGGGGAGUGGCUCUCUUGACAAGGAUUGAUUGUUUUUUGUUAAUCAAAUCUUUGGCUCUUUUGUUUCUAUUUUUGUUUUUCUUUCUACAUUAAUCCUUUUUUGGGGGCUAGCCUGUUAGAAGCUGUUUUUUUAAUCUAAUAAUAAGGCUUUCAGGGAUGUUAUUGAGGUUGGGAGUCCAUAAAGGAAAAUAAUGUAACUAAGGAGUAUGCUUAUCUCCUUAUUGAGCUUAUUAUAUGAAAAUAUUACUUUAUCUUCUA
Molecule: messenger RNA, 4861 nt
Organism: Ricinus communis (castor bean)
Lineage: Eukaryota; Viridiplantae; Streptophyta; Magnoliopsida; Malpighiales; Euphorbiaceae
Product: probable serine/threonine-protein kinase yakA
Exons: 2
Coding region: 3345-4622 (425 amino acids)
Source: RefSeq, a predicted model, not a curated record